Molecule: messenger RNA, 2965 nt
Organism: Girardinichthys multiradiatus
Lineage: Eukaryota; Metazoa; Chordata; Actinopteri; Cyprinodontiformes; Goodeidae
Gene: barhl1b
Product: BarH-like homeobox 1b
Exons: 3
Coding region: 861-1844 (327 amino acids)
Biological process (GO): regulation of transcription by RNA polymerase II
Cellular component (GO): nucleus
Molecular function (GO): DNA-binding transcription factor activity, RNA polymerase II-specific; RNA polymerase II transcription regulatory region sequence-specific DNA binding
Source: RefSeq, a predicted model, not a curated record
AUCAAAGCGAGGAUGAGCCAGAGUGGAGAGGAGAGGACGAAGGGAGAGGUAGGAGGGGAGGAAUGGGGAAGGAAGGGAGGUCCACUUCCAGCUCCCCUCAGCCAAUCAAGGGUUGUCACAGGGGACUCACGUGGACGAGGCGCUUUUAAAACCUAGCUCCUUACUUUUCCUCAAGUUCAAUUUUUUGGGAUUCCCUCCCGUCAAGUCGGUUUUACUAUUCCAGUUGUCACUAUUUAACCCAGUUUAUCUCUCCUCUUUUUCCGUUUUUUUAAACUCAGCGGCACUCUUCCUCCGCAUCAUCUUCCUCCUUUUUACAGCAGCUCUGGACUCUUCUCUCACUCUGCUUCAAGCUCUUUAAAACCCGUUUUAGCUGUUCUGCUUCAAAGGAAUGCCACCGGUUUUCCUGAAGAGUCUCCAGCGGGAGAACUGAGAAUCCGUCGUCGCUCUGAGCUCGGUUCCGACUCCCCGGUCCCUGUCCAUGGUGCUGAAGCGCACCAAACCCGCUGCUGCUGGAAGAAUUUCCUCCUCACCAGGAAGCGGCUCAUCUUCCUGCUUAGACUUUUUGAAGUCGAAUCGAUUGUUGCACCAGAUGCAUUAUUGAUUGCGUCUCAUCAGACUUGCCAACCGCAAGAAAAUCGGAUAAACGAACUGUUUCUGUUUUAAUUUGGUCUGGAACUAUUUUCCUUUAAAGAUCCAAUAGGGAAACUGGAAGUAAAGCGGAUGAAAAUAAGCAACAGCGGUGCGUUUCCAGGAUCACACUCAAAAAUAAUCCUUCCAAAUAAUCUUUCUUAGAAUAAAACUUGUACCUAAUACCAAAUGGUCAUUUAAAAAAAAUAAGAAAAAAACGCCUCAUCGGAACAAUGGAGGCGUCCGCCAAUGGGUCCAGUUUCGGCAUCGACUCGCUGUUGUCCCGCCGGCCGGGGAGCCCGCUGUCCAAGGGGGACGGCCUGCUGCCGGGGGAUUGCCGCUCACCCCUGGAAUUCAGUCCCAGGUCGGACGUGGAGAGCGGCUGCUCGUCGCCUCCGUCGCCCCGAAGGGAGUGCGUGGAGGAGGCAGCCCAGAGGCAAGUGCACGUCGCGGGACUGCCGCCGCACCUCCAGCACGCUCAGAUCUCCGCGGGCGCGCAGCAGCGGACCGUGACCUCCUCCUUCCUCAUCAGGGACAUCCUGGCGGACUGCAAGCCGCUGGCCGCCUGCGCGCCCUACUCCAGCAACGGGCAGCCGACGCAGGAGGCCGGCAGGCUGGCCUCUAAGAUAGCGGACGAGUUCAUCGAAAAGAUCCACAGCAACUCCUCGUCGGACAGCGAAUAUAAAGUGAAAGAGGAGGGAGACAGGGAGAUCUCCAGCAGCAGGGAUAGUCCGCAAGUUCGGCUGAAGAAGCCCAGGAAGGCCCGCACGGCUUUCACGGACCACCAGCUGGCGCAGCUGGAGCGCAGCUUCGAGCGCCAGAAGUACCUAAGCGUCCAAGACCGGAUGGAGUUAGCCGCCUCUCUCAACCUCACCGACACGCAGGUCAAGACCUGGUACCAGAACCGAAGGACAAAGUGGAAACGGCAGACUGCGGUCGGGCUGGAGCUGCUGGCGGAAGCUGGGAACUACUCCGCCCUGCAGAGGAUGUUCCCGUCCCCGUAUUUCUACCCGCAAAGCCUGAUGUCCAACCUGGACCCCGGGGCGGCCUUGUAUCUGUACAGGGGCCCAUCGGCGCCCCCACCGGCCCUACAGAGACCCCUGGUCCCGCGGAUCUUGCUGCACGGCCUGCAGGGGGGCGGAGAGCCGCCUCCGCCCCCACCCCCUCCUCUGCCCCCCAUGUCCGGAGUGCUUACCCGGCCUGCUCAGCAGCGGUGAGCCGGGACCCCUGCUGAGUUUUUAUAAAACAUUUUGGACCCGUUAGAAUAAACAGGACAAAUCAAGAGAAAACGAUCAGAGGAGGAGAAACAGUUCGGCCUCUUUUGGACAAAACUUGCCGAUUAUCAGGACAUAACUGAUCCGAGCAGACUAUAAACACUUUAUGAUGUUUUCUUUGUCUUUGUGAGACAGAAGCUUUAUUUAUAAUUUAUUUAUUUUCAGGAUGCAUUAAAGCCUCUAUGUUGAGUAUUUAUUUACACCCAGUUUCAGUAUUCGGGCUCUGGCACUUCGACCUCCUGCUAAUUAUCAUUAUCAUUAUUACUACUAGUAUUAUUAUUAUUUGCAGGUAAAAUUAGCAGAAAUGAGCAAAGUUUCCUGUAAAAACAAAAAGUAGUUGUAACAUCCAAAGGAACAAUAUUUUUAUUUAUUUUUUUUCCAUUCAUCGGAGUUAUUAACGUGUAAAUAAGAAAUACUAAGACAUUUUUUGUUGAUUGUUUACUACUGUGUCCAGUUUAACCGAACUGGUGGGAAAAUAAAUAUACGGUCUGAGGAAAAGGAUGGACUGGAUGUUUGGAUCCACAAACCUUGGCUUAUGCUGACUUAAAUAUGUCAAAUUAUUUAUAUCUAAAGCGCGGUCUUACCCCCAACAGAUUUUAAAGCACCACCUUUGUGAUGCCUCGUUUUGUAAUUUUAUCGAUAAUCGAUUAAUCGGACUUGGGUCCAGCGCUCAGGUGGGCGCUGCCAGUUGAUUUGUUGACCUUGUGCAUCAUUUCUGUUAUUUCAUAUGAAGCUGUGAUAAUAACUCCGUACUGUUCCGACUCUACUUUAUAUUGGUGAACAUGUAUAUUGCAGAUAUCAACUUUGUGGAGUGAUUUUGGUAUAAUUACAUUUCCUGGAUUUCCUUUUAAUCGAUUUUAUUUUUUAAUUUCAGUUAAUCGAGGUUCCUGAAGGAAGUUCCCUCCCAAAAAAGUGGUGAAUUUAUUUUUAUUUUUUAGUGAAGUUCACAGCAAAGGCUGGACUGGUUCAAAAAAGAAAAAAAAAAAAGAAAAAGAGGAGGGGGGAUUUGAUGUAAAAGAGAAUUACUUUUAUAAAUGUGGAAAUAAAAAAUGUCUUUCAUUUAA